CAGGUCAGUAUGUGUACAUUGUCCAAUAAACAAAACCUUUCUGCAGCUAGCUAUGGUCUCUCGUUCUAAGCUUUCUCUCACUCUCUUUUUCAUUCUCUCUUCCGCAUUACUGACCUCUGGUGCUUCAGAUGCCGGAAGUCCGUCGGAAUGUGGGCCGGGAUCCAUGGGUAUUUGCUACAACAAGUCCGAGGCUCUAAGGCUGAAGAUCAUAGCCAUUGCUGCUAUACUGAUCACUAGCAUGAUAGGUGUGUGUUUUCCUCUCUUCUCACGCUCCGUACCUCUUCUUCAACCCAACAGAGAUCUAUUUGUAUUGGUUAAAGCAUUUGCAUCGGGAGUGAUUCUCGCAACUGGGUACAUGCACGUAAUGCCCGACUCAUUCGAUUGUUUGAGAUCGUUGUGUUUGCCUGAGAAUCCCUGGAGGAAAUUCCCGUUCACUACUUUUGUGGCUAUGUUAUCUGCUACAAUAACUCUAAUGGUAGAUUCAUUUGCAUCGAGCUAUUACAAGAAAUGUUGUUUGGACGAGAACGUUGCAGGAAUUGUUGAACCCGUGAAUGGUGCUGUUGAUUCAGAGAAUGCUUUGCAUUGCCAUGUGAGAAAUAACAAGAGAGAUGAAGAAGCCACCAUGCAAUUAUUAAGAAAUCGCAUAAUUGCUGAGGUUCUGGAAAUGGGCAUUAUAGUCCACUCAAUAGUGAUUGGGCUCUCGUUGGGCGCCUCUCAAAAUCCAUGCACAAUCAAACCACUCGUGGCAGCUCUUUGCUUCCAUCAAAUGUUUGAAGGAAUGGGGCUUGGUGGAUGUAUAUUGCAGGCUGAAUACGGGAACAAGAUUAAAGCAAUCAUGGUGUUCUUCUUCUCAGCUACAACUCCAUUUGGAAUUGCACUUGGGAUUGCUUUAUCACAUGUCUACAGUGACACCAGCCCAACGGCUCUCAUCGUGGUGGGACUAUUGAACGCAUCAUCGGCUGGCCUAUUGAAUUACAUGGCAUUGGUGGAUCUCUUAGCCCAUGAUUUUAUGGGGCCCAAGCUGCAAAGUAGCGUCAAGCUUCAAUUAUGGGCUUACUUGGCUGUUUUGUUAGGUGCUGGUGGAAUGUCACUAAUGGCAAAAUGGGCCUGAUAAAGAUAGUUCCACGUCAAGGAGAAGAUUUUAGACAGUGUUAAUUUUUUUGUUUUAGUAAAACCCCAAAUGUGCUAUAUAAGCUGGGGAGUAUCAUUUCUUCAAGAAUUAAAAAAAGGGAAAUUCCAGAUUA
Molecule: messenger RNA, 1244 nt
Organism: Nelumbo nucifera (sacred lotus)
Lineage: Eukaryota; Viridiplantae; Streptophyta; Magnoliopsida; Proteales; Nelumbonaceae
Product: fe(2+) transport protein 1-like
Biological process (GO): zinc ion transmembrane transport
Cellular component (GO): plasma membrane
Molecular function (GO): zinc ion transmembrane transporter activity
Source: RefSeq, a predicted model, not a curated record